AUGCAACAAGUCUGGAUCAAGGUGAAAAAGGCAGUGCAGCUUGGCCAAAGACUGCAAGUGGUCUUUUUCCCUGGACAGAGGGGCCAGGGCAAGGUGGCUUGGGACGAGCUGUCCUUCAGAGAUCUCUGGGACGGUGUGGGCUGCGGUGGCAGCCAAAAAGCCGAGAUUGCCUACGUGGAGGCCAUGCGGAUGAUGGAAGGAGACACUUGGGACUACGACGAAAUCGACGUGAAGCGGUUCUUAUUUCAGGAAUUCCCUCCGAACUGCAAGGUCUUUGCUGAAGAUCCCACCGAUGGCAACAGCUGGCGAGAAGGAACCAUGGUGUUGACCAUGCCUGAUUCUCAAAGUUCUGAGACCUUGAGCAGAGUUUGGGAGCCGAAGUGGAUAGUGAAGUGCGACAAGACGAACAAGCUGUUUGCUUCGAAGCACGUUCGGCACUUUGAGAACCCAUUGAAGCAGGUUGCCGAGCAGGCGGGCCUGCAAGAGACCUUGAAGAGUGUUUUGCAGGAGAUGGAGAGGUCUUCAGAAGAAAUCCAGGUUCAAGCUCCAGUUCAAUCCCACCUUCGAGAUGGCACCCCGUCCUUGAUGUUCCAAGUGACCACCGAGAAAGUGCAGAUCGCACAAGCUUUAAGAAACAAAGUCCUGAGCGGUGCUUUGGACCUUGCCUUGUCGAAGAAGCACAGUGCCUUCGCGAAAAUCCAUGUUGACCAAUCCGACUUCUUAGAACGCUAUGAGAAAAGCCUAUUGACAUUAUCAAAGCUCACGGAUCAUCAAGAGCAGAAGCUGCAGAAUCUCAAGCAGCUUGGCGAGAACUUGCACUUGACAGCUCCCGCUGGUUGUGGCAAGACAUUUGUAGCGAUCCAAUAUGCCUUGGACGAGUUGAAGUUGGACGACGAAAAUUCCUCUGGUCAAAUGUUAUUCGUAUCUCCCCACAUCUCACUUGGACUCUACUUCGUUCGAUGGCUUGCUGUCAGACAUUCAACACUCACAGAGCUAUCAAUCCAUGAUGCGAUGAACCUAAUCAUGAAAAGGAUAGUACUGCUUCAAAAGCCUUAUGAGGACUUGGUUACUUUGCAGAUUGAGGGCAAUAAGAUCAUUCAGAAUAAGGGUGAGAAGGUGCACACUCAGGACUUCUUGCUGGCGGUCUUUGAUGAGUGCCAUGAGCUUGUUCGAGAAGGUUUCGGCCACAUUUUGGACAAGAUCAAUGCGAAGAAGAAGCUGCUCCUAUCAGAUCAGUCGCAGUGUUCUUCGCUAAACCUGGAUGAGAAGUAUCCUGGAUACAGGAAAGAAAGCCUUUCAGAAAUUGUUCGUAGUACAAGACGUCUUGUGAAGGGCGCAUCAGCAUUUCAAAUCGGCGAGACACAGGAGGUCUCAAGCAUUGGCCCUGAUGGCCCUGCACUGAAGACCUUUAUCUUUGAGAAAAGUGAAGAAGAUGAUGUGAACAUGUACUGCGACUACACCCUGAACGCAUUGUCACAUCUGAUCAAAGUGUACCCGGGCCUUAGAAGCCUUCAUGGUCGCCUCGCCCUGCUAGUCCCAGACCAACACUUCUUGGAACAGAUCAAAGUCCGCCUGCAAGAGCAGCUGAAAGUGCGUUUCAGACAUAAACGCUUCCACCUUGUUUCCUUUGAAGAGUCGUUGAGUUUCGUGCCCACGAAGUUCGUUGAAGGACAAGAGGAGCUUAUUUUGCUCGACACCAUCGACAAUGCCAGAGGACAUGAGCAUCUGAUGGUUGUGUGCAUUGCCCUGGACGAAGAGAUCCAGGGCAAGGCUGCAGAGGUGGAUUUGACGACUCGAGCGAAGCUCUACGUGGGCAUUACGAGAGCGCAGCAUUUGGCCAUAGUGGUCAACAAGUACAUCGCAGGAGGUUGGCUAGAGUUUCUGGCAACCUUAAAGUUCAAAAAGGCAGAAUCAGAACGAGGGAAGGAGUAUCGAAGCGAUGAAGUUGUGGAGCAGGCACAGGCACCAGAAGCAGAGCAGGAGCAGCCGACACGCUUCACUUCAAUCUGGGACACCACAGAUAACAAGAUUGAGGGUGAGAUUGGCCAGUUGAAGUUUGAUCCAAUUGAGGCCUUGGUGAAGUGGCACCUUUUGACUGUUGGUGAAGUGAUGUACUUCAACAAGGCAGAUUUCUUUGCUCCAUUUUGUAGAAAGCAGCCACUGGGCUUCGGAAACAAAGUAGAGCUACAUCUUUUGGCGCUGGCAACAAGUCAGAAACACUUGACAGGGGAGCGAUCCGAGCACCCCUAUGCGACAGUGGCGACGGGGCGGCCCGAAACACCAGAGGAGUAA
This is a messenger RNA of Durusdinium trenchii, 2292 nucleotides long. The record is from the annotation of a GenBank genome assembly. Lineage: Eukaryota; Dinophyceae; Suessiales; Symbiodiniaceae.